This is a messenger RNA of Bolinopsis microptera, 4946 nucleotides long. RefSeq names its product lysine-specific demethylase 5B-like. Bases 31 to 4026 code for a protein of 1331 amino acids. Gene Ontology annotation, molecular function: histone H3K4me/H3K4me2/H3K4me3 demethylase activity; DNA binding. The record is from RefSeq and is a predicted model, not a curated record. Gene Ontology annotation, cellular component: chromatin; nucleus. Gene Ontology annotation, biological process: regulation of DNA-templated transcription; chromatin remodeling. Lineage: Eukaryota; Metazoa; Ctenophora; Tentaculata; Lobata; Bolinopsidae. The transcript is spliced from 27 exons.
UAGGAAAUGUUCUAAUAAACCUAGUGCAACAUGCCAAAAGCGAGCGCAGAAAAAGAAUGGAAGUUCACCAUGCUGCCCCGGGCAAACGUGUUUCACCCAACGUUGGAGGAAUUCGCAAACCCUCUGAAAUACAUCAGCAGCAUAAGAGAAGUUGCUAAAACUACAGGUAUAAUCAAGGUUGUGCCCCCCGAGGGCUGGGCUCCGCCCUUCUCAAUCGACAUCGCAAAGUUCCUCUUUACACCACGUGUCCAGAAGCUAAAUGAACUGGAAGCCAAGUCUCGCUGUCACUUUCAGUUCAUGGAGGGUCUCGCCAAAUUCUGGCACCUUCAGGGUGUUGAUGUGAAGAUACCCAACGUAGAGUACAAGCCUCUGGAUAUGUACACGCUACAUAAGGUGGUACAAGAUUUUGGUGGGUAUGAGAAGUGCUGUAGUGGUAAGAAAUGGAGCGCUAUUUGCAAGAAACUCAAGUUCAAGGACAGAUCCCCGGUAAAUACGAUACGGCAACAUUACGAGAAGAUUGUUCACCCCUACAUUGUCUUUAGAAGAGUUCAUUGUGGCGAAAAUCUGGCUUCUGACGAAAAAAAUAUAACAGUUGAACUCAUCAAAGAAAAGAUGGAGAAGACUGAAUACAAGCAUCCCAAUGACACAGAUGAUAAGAAGGAGCUAUUAUACGAGAAUCUGUUCUGUAAAGUAUGUAAGAAUGGAGACAGGGACGAUGCUAUGUUACUCUGUGAUGAAUGUGAUGAACCUUAUCACAUAUACUGUCUAAAUCCUCCGCUAGAAAAGAUUCCCAGUGGAGAAUGGAGGUGCCCUGUUUGCCUUGCUAAGGAAAUAGACAACCGGCAGUUCGGAUUUGAGCAAGCAAAGAAAGAGUACACACUAUCCCAGUUUGGUCAGAUGGCCGAUAAUUUCAAGUCCCGGUAUUUUAAGAUGCAGGCCAGUGAGGUUCCUAUUGAUAGAGCUGAGGAGGAGUUCUGGAGAUUGGUCUGCUGUGUCGAUGAAGAUGUUGCAGUAGAGUACGGAGCUGAUCUCCUGUCCUCUGAGCUAGGCAGCGGGUUCCCAACCCGGGACACUGCCAAGACUGACAUAGCCAAAGAGUACGCAGACGACCCCUGGAACUUGACACACUUCGCAGAUCUGGAGGAAAGUGUGCUGAAAUACAUCACAGAGCCGAUAUCAGGCGUCAAGAUACCGUGGGUCUACGUGGGCAUGGUCUUCAGCAGCUUCUGCUGGCAUGUUGAGGAUCAUUGGACCUACUCUAUCAACUAUCAGCACUGGGGAGAAUCCAAAGUGUGGUACGGAGUACCUGACUCAGGAGCUCAAGAUUUCGAGGAUCUUAUCAAGAAAGAAGCUCCGGAACUGUUCACAAAGGAACCCAGUCUGAUGCACCAGCUUGUCACUACUCUCUCUCCUAAACUGCUUCACGACAAGGGUGUACCAGUGUACACGCUGAGACAACAGCCGGGUGACUUCAUAAUAACCUUCCCUCGUGCUUACCAUGCUGGGUUCAACUCUGGGUUCAACUUUAACGAGGCCUGUAACUUCGCCACCGCUGACUGGAUCCCACUGGGUCGGCAGUGUGUGGACCAGUACAAAGAGUUUGGUCGUUACAACGUCUUCUCCCACGAGGAACUGCUCCUUAGAAUGGUGUCUAAGACGGACAGUCUGUUGCUGGACAUUGCUGAAACCCUCUUCCAGGAUCUCCAGAUAAUGGUAGAGCGGGAACUGGAACAGCGGGAAUCACUCAAGCAGAUCCAGACAGACUUUCUGGAGUUUGAGGAGGUACCAGACGAGAAGAGGGUGUGUAGAGUGUGCAACACUACCAUGUUCCUCAGUUCCAUCGUCUGCUCCUGUCACCCAGAAGUAAUGUACUGUCUCCUCCACGCUCCUACAAGUCCCUGUCCCACAUCUAAACAGACUAUGAAGUACCGCUACACGGUUGAGGAACUCAAAAAGCUGCCCCAAGAUGUACAGAAGAGAAUACCAGAGAUGAGGGAGUGGACUAAGGAGGUCAGCGGAAUGAAGGGCCGCUCUGAGAAACCUUUGGUGGAGGAACUUGAUAAGCUAGCGGAGCGGGCGGUUGCUAACAAAUACAUUGAAACUGACGAGUACAGAGAAUUGAGAUCUGUUAUCGACAAAGCUAACCAGUGCAUCAAGGUAACAAACCAGUUGGUAGCGAUCAAAAGACGAAGCAGCAGAGUGCACAACUCCUCCCCCGCUCUCAAAAUAUCAAUUAACGAACUUAACAGCUUCCUAAAACAGGUUACAGAUCUGCCCUGUCACGUGCCGGACUCUGCCCUACUACAGGAACACUACGUCAGAAUCGUGGACUUCACUGAAAGGUGUGACCGAGCUCUUAACAAGAAUCUCACUAAAGUUCAAUACGAGGAAAUGCUAAAAGAGAGUAGGAAGCUGGAGAUAGAUCUACCUCAAAUACACUCUCUCAAACAGGAAAUAAAGAAGAUACAAUGGGUAGAAGAUGUAUCAGAACUACUAAAACGAGCCACCAUCUCCUUCUCGGAUCUCCAGCAAGGCCUGUGCGACGGAGCUCACUUCCCCAACACCAAACAGAUCGAGGAACUCCGGGACAAUUUGGAGGACAAACUCAUGUCCGGCCAGAGAUGGGAGGAGAAAGCACAGGGGUUGUUGAGCGCUAGACCCCGCCCUACUUUAUCUAAACUGCACAAGCUUUUGAAGGAAGCUGAACGACUGGGGUUGUCCCUCCCCACCGCUCCCUCCGUUAAGAGCACUAUGAUCAAGGCAAUGGACUGGUGCAAGACCCUGUCUGAUAUAAAGUUGGAACAGAGUAAGGGUCAUUACACUAGCGUCAAACAGCUGGAGGGUAUUCUCCUCAAGGGUCAAAUGUUGCCAGUAUCCCUACCUGAGCUUGACCGGUUGGCAGUGAAAGUAUCUGCUGCCAAAGCAUGGCACGACAAAGCUUCCAAGAUAUUCGUCAGGAAGGGAUUCUCAAAGCUUCUAGAGGUUUUAUCACCCAGAGGAUCUCUAUCAAACGACAACAGACCGCUAGAGGAGUCGUUACGGGAGAGCACAGCGAAGGAGUUUACAGAGAUGAAGAAGAGACGGGGUGCGAACAUGCUGCGAACUGAGCAGGAGGAGAAGGGCAUGAUUAGCGAAGAUGAUAACGUCUACUGUAUCUGCCGACGAGGGUGGAAAACUAGUAAAGGAGUAGACGGUGCCAUGACGCAAUGCGACAUGUGUUACGAUUGGUUCCACAAUAAGUGUGUUUCCAUUGCUAAGCACAAGGACGUCAAGAACAGCGAGAUCAUGAAGGACGUUAAGUAUUUGUGCCCGCUGUGCAGCAGAACAAAGCGCCCGUCCGUGGACCAAGCACUGGGACUACUCAUCACCCUAAGGCAGGCUGGAUUGGCAUUGCCUGAGGGCGUGGCACUCAGCUAUCUGAUCGAGCGCGCCAUGGAAUGGCAGGAGAAAGUUAGAGCUAUUAUUGCCAAACACCGAGCUCUGCCUAACGCCGUUGACAAACAAGCGUACAUUGAUCAGCACGUCUCCCUGAAAGAUAGGAACCAGAUAGAGGAGUACAUGGUUAAAGGAGAUCUCAUUGAACUCCAUCUCGAGGAAACUACUGAUCUGUGGAAUUUGCUAAAUAUAGUUGACGAGCACGUGGUCCCAGAGAAGAAACUGCCUGUCUCCAAGCGAUCCUCUCCAGGAGGCCCUUCUAAGCCUCCCUCCCUCCCUUCCUCCAAACCACCCUCCCCAACCGGGUCCCACACUUCCAACAAGCGCAGGAAGACACCCUCAGAUGAACGUAGUAAUGGAAGCAAUAGCUCUAUCAGUGCUACCCGGAAGCGGAGGAAGGAUCGUCAGAACACCGGUAGUGAUGAACUCUGCAGCGUUCUGGACUGUCUGAGACCAGAGGGAGCGAAAGUGGGCUGGAUCCAAUGUGACAAGUGUGAGAAAUGGUACCACCUCGAGUGUGUGGCAAUCUCCAACAAGGAGGCAGAGCAGAUCGAGGACUACACCUGUCCCGUCUGUAUUAACACAACGUGACGUCAUCAGGGUGGAACGUGACGUCACGCCAACUUUUUGUGACGUUAUUAUUACGUCACGCCAGUUUGAUGUGACGUCACGUGAUGUUGAAGUUAGGUCUGUUGGAGUGUUGUCCAGUUGUGGGAAGACUCUGGUUAAGUAAGCGGGGUUUGAUGAUAAUAAAUUAUUUUGAAGACGACAGUCUGUUGUGAAAGAAUGCAGUGACCUGAUAGUAAUUGAUAUUCAGCUGUCAACUGUAUUAUUUAAGAUUAACAUUUAAAAUUUUCUUUGCCCUGCAAUCGAAUUAUGAUAUGAAAAUUUCAGUUCAGCAGAUUAGAAUCUUUGAUAUUAAUAUACAUUUCUGCAAGUAGAAAUGUUGAUGUACUUUUUUCGAAAAAGCAAUGUAUCACGGCAGAAUUACCAGACUUUUGCAGCAUGUAAAUGUUUUGAGUUGAAAAUUAUUGGCUACAGCGUAAUAAAGAUAUGUGUUUGAGUAUUGGAUUUUAAGUUUGAUAUUUGAGCGCUUUCAUCUGUCAAGUGCCCUCUUUUAUGUAAGACGCCAAUCUUGCGAUUUAUAGUGAAAAUUGAAGUGCAGCAGUAUUAUGAACGUCUAUUCGGAGUUAUGGUCUAGUCUUGCAGUCAGUGUAUAACUGUAGACUUAAAUAUAGACCGACUGGUCAUGUGUAAUUCCGUUCAACUUCAAACUUUACUCCUCAACUAUUCAGUUCUGUGUAUCUUUUAACAUUCUUCAGUAUAUUAGUACUAUAGUACUAUUAGCUUAAUGUGUGUAAUAUUAAGCGGAUAAGAUGUUCGUGGUAUGUGUACUGAAGAUGUUAUUAAAGUAUAUUUUAUGUAUAAUGUAAUACGAUACUGAUUAAUUAUCGUGUACUGAUACUCCUAUACCCACUGAUGACUGACUUUGGUCGGUUAAUUUUCAGAAU